Centrocercus urophasianus (Greater sage-grouse) is the source of this 3535-nucleotide messenger RNA. RefSeq names its product potassium channel tetramerization domain containing 21 (gene KCTD21). The coding region runs from base 95 to 877 and encodes 260 amino acids. The record is from RefSeq and is a predicted model, not a curated record. The transcript has 2 exons. Gene Ontology annotation, molecular function: cullin family protein binding; histone deacetylase binding. Lineage: Eukaryota; Metazoa; Chordata; Aves; Galliformes; Phasianidae. Gene Ontology annotation, biological process: ubiquitin-dependent protein catabolic process; protein homooligomerization.
CCGCUUCCUCCUCCGCCUCCUGCGGGUCCGGGCGGGGACGGGGCUCGGGGCUCCGGGACCGCAGCCUUAGUCGCAGCAUCGUGACUUUUCCAUCAUGUCAGAACCCAUCACGCUCAAUGUUGGAGGAAAGCUUUAUACCACCUCUCUGUCCACCUUGACUAGCUUUCCAGACUCCAUGCUGGGGGCCAUGUUUAGUGGGAAGAUGCCAACCAAGAAGGACAGCCAAGGCAACUGCUUUAUUGACAGAGAUGGAAAAAUCUUCCGCUAUAUCCUGAACUUCUUGAGAACUUCUCACUUGGAUCUCCCUGAAGACUUUCAGGAAAUGGGCUUACUUCGACGGGAGGCAGAUUUCUAUCAAAUUCAGCCUCUGAUUGAAGCCUUGCAGGAGAAAGAGGUGGAGCUUUCUAAAGCAGAGAAGAAUGCCAUGCUCAACAUCAGCCUCGAUCAGAAGACCCAGACUGUUCACUUCACCGUUCGAGAAGCACCCCAGAUUUACAGCCUGUCUUCCUCCAACAUGGAAGUGUUCAGUGCUCAUAUCUUCUCCACUUCGUGUUUGUUCCUGAAGCUUCUUGGUUCCAAACUUUAUUAUUGCUUCAACGGAAACCUCUCUUCAAUAUCCAGCUACCUGCAGGACCCCAACCAUUUGACCUUAGAUUGGGUUGCAAGUGUGGAAGGUCUUCCCGAAGAGGAGUACACGAAGCAGAACUUAAAGAGACUCUGGGUGGUGCCAGAUAAUAAGCAAAUCAAUAGUUUCCAGGUAUUUGUGGAAGAAAUGCUAAAAAUAGCUGUCAGUGAUGGUUUCUGCAUAGAUUCUUCUCAUCCACAUACUUCAGAUUUCAUGAAUAAUAAGAUUAUUCGCCUAAUUCGAUACAAGUAGGAAUGUUUUUUUCUUACGAUGCCAUCAUGGAGAUAACACAGGUUAAGUGUUUCCCUUUAAAACACACACUUACAGCCUAAUUCAGAAUCAUGCUUACCUGGAUUAAGAGUCACUAACAGGGAGAUGAUUUUCCUUUAAUGUAUUUACCGAUACAGUCUUUCAGAAUAUGUCUAUAUUCUAAAUAGAAGGAAUAUUGUCUAGCACCUGAAUUAAGGAUUGGUUCUGUCUCAGCCUCCACCUCUAACCUGCCAUACAACUGUGGGGAAAACCACUUAUCUUCUUACUACAUUUUCCAGAUGAAAAAUGGGAAUGAUCCUUAACCUGUAAUGUAGGGAAUGCUCAGUUAUCAGGGUUUGGAAAGUGUCUGGAGAUCAGAUGUGGCAAAGGAAGCCCGGAGACAUAGUGAGAUCAGCUGUACAGAAGGAAGCCACGGAGUCACAGUGCAGCAGAAAACAGUUCAGAAAGGCACAUUUUCCUUGUCUUUGCCAUGUAACCCGGGCAGAGGACCCAAGAAGCUUCUUUUGAUUCGUGGAGAAGCCGCCUCUCCACAUGGACACGUUGAAUCUAGAUGUAAAAGAAGGUGCACAUUGCCAGCGAGUAGAGGAUCCUGUCUGUUCUGUCGCCAUCUGAAGAUGACUUAGUUUUUUCUCCUGAACCGUGUGAGGAAACCACUGCUGUGUUCUGCUUUCAGGGAAGCCAUGGUUGAAUGAUGUGACUGACUCUGGGAACAACCAAGAAAGCCGUAACAGAGAGAAAGAUGUCUUUACAAACUGACAAGAUUGUGUCUGUUGGAGAACCUUGCUUUGGAUGCUCUUACACCUUGACAUUUUCAUUCCAAAGGCAUCCAAGACAACUAUUCCUUUUCUUUCUCUUACAAUGCUGUAUUUAUCUCGAAGAUGCUCCCAGAAACACUCUCUGAGGUGAUGACAGCUUUAGAGGGAAGACGUCCCCAAAUAUCGUCUGAAGGGUUGGGUUUCUUCUGACUGGACAUGACCUUCCCUUGGGAAGUCUCCCUUCAGCAGUGUCUGGGGCUUAUGGGAUGGCUUUUGGGUAGGAUGGAUUCCAUCUGAAAGGACUACUUUUCCAUCAUCGUCUCUACUACUUUUAAUUACAAAACUAGAGGCUCAGUUUUUCUACCUCUAUACACUGAGCCAUUUUUUUAUACCACUGUGAAAUGUCAGACUGCUAAAGGCACCAUUUUACCUUCUCGCUUGGCUUUAGUGUCCAGUCGUCAGAGAGAUAAGGCAGUGGGAAACAAAGGGUGAUGACAAUGGUCAAGCCCUUUCCUAAAAGCCUGAUCCUUGCUAUGGUGAAGAUCAUAGUCCCCUAGCUGCGUGUUAGCUCUAGAUGCCACUUUUGCCACAUUCAAGGUGGUUCAUUCUUCAGCUAACUAUUUUUAAGAGUAUCUUAGCUGUCUUUCCCUAGUCAGAUCUCUACGCAUGCAUGAGAGACCCUCCAGAACUUUUCCCAUUCCCUCACGUGAGAUAGAAGGGAAACUGCAAUAACCAACUUUAGUGUUUAUAAUUUUAUUGCUUCUUAGCACAGAGGUACAAAGCUCAAUAUUGCUCUUGUUCUUUCUUUUCCCGGAGCAGGUAGGCUGUUGUUACGUUAAGCUGAUCCAUGAGGAGCAAAAAAAAAACCUCAUUAAUAUUGUUCUAAAAAAACUGUGAGAUAAAUGUAUUCCCACUGUCCCAAGCUGUAUUGCAUGAAUAACACAAAUCAGCAUGCUGAUGGUAAAAGUGUUCACUCUGUAGCUAUUGGCAGCCUGUUAUAAAUCUCCUUCCCUGUCUGCCUCGGUGCAAGACUCACCAGCAGGAUGGUGGAAAUGAGACCAUGUUGUUAGGCCGUACUGACUGGGACUGAAGUCCAAAGAACCAUUAAGCCACUUCUUGUGAAUUUUGAGGAUUAGAAGCAGAAUGCUGUGGCCAAAUUUCAACUUUUCUGCCUUCAGUUGCAUUAGGAAGAACUCUCUUUUUCCUGUUCCUGUCCUGAAUUAUGAAGCAGGAGUAACAUACUCCAGAAGAUGCGGCGUGCCAUUGACAAAGCAGAGCAACACAGAUGUGAAUCCUGUUUCUGCUGAGAGAUUGCCAGUCAGUUGGACAUUCAUAGUUAUCAUCUAUGCAGAUGCCAUUAUUAUGAUCUGUAAAAUACCAUUCGUGAACUCUCUUUUAUCAAAUCUAUGCCUUCAAACAGAUAUGCCUCUGCUGAACUUAUGAUAAAAGCUUUGGGGGGAUGUCAAUGGUAAUAUUUUUUUUUAACACAAGCCUUUGAGAGUAUUUUUUAAAUGAUUUGUAACAGCAGCUUUUGAAUGUCAGGACUAAAUGAAUAAUUAUCUGUAAUAACUAGUUUGCUCUUAGCUUGAGUUUAUCCAGGGGCAAGAGCAGUGGGCUUAAAAGGGGAGGAAGUCUGUUCCAGAAUUCUUGAACCCAUCAGCUUAUUACACAAACAAUGGACCACUUGAAUCCACGUUUGUCUGUGCUCAGGUCACUAAAAUAGGCAAAGGUAUUACCGACUACAAAUCUCUGUCAUUUAUUAAUAUGCAGAGAGAUGCAGAAUUUCCAGCCAGUGUAAAGACACCAAUGAAAACAGGCCUUGGGAGGAAUAGAAGAGCUUCAAAUACUUCUUUUUGUUGAGGAGGAUAAAUGUCUUUGAGAAUGA